Molecule: messenger RNA, 984 nt
Organism: Dissoconium aciculare CBS 342.82
Lineage: Eukaryota; Fungi; Ascomycota; Dothideomycetes; Mycosphaerellales; Dissoconiaceae
Exons: 2
Coding region: 120-956 (278 amino acids)
Source: RefSeq, a predicted model, not a curated record
CAGUCUUCACCUUCAAGCUAGUCCAUCUCGAAUACUUGGUUUUCUUCACGUUGCGGCAGAUCGAUUACGCUUAUUAUAACUAUCAUCUUCGACCUCGCCACCGCCGGAAAACUACUCUGAUGGCGACUAAUAGCAACGCCUGUGCUACUUGCGCCGCGGCCUUUGGUCGUCCAUCUGAUCCAAUACAAGAAAAGACUCUUCUACCAGGAAGAGAUUUAUUAUGUUGUGGCCGUGCAAUUUGUUCCAAGUGCCUCAACCAGAAUAAACGUUACGAAACCUAUUGCCCGUAUUGUCAAAUCACAACAGCGCCAUCACCCUUACCACAAGGCUUGCGCGAUCCACCUCCAUAUUCAAUAUCCUCUCAGGCCCCGCCCGCAGGAAUCGAUCACGGCGAACAUGAUGAACCACCGGCGUACAACGACCAUGGUUCUUCAAAUUCAAUUGUGACCGACCAAAAGACAAUGGCAGGAUCAAUGCCAGACGUCCUCCACUUCUUAGCUCCGAAUGAUACUAUGCUUUCGUUGUCGCUUGCCUAUGGUGUUCCGAUUGCGGCACUGAGAAAGGCAAACAACGUUUUCGCUGAUCAUCUUGUCCAAGGAAGGAAGACAGUCAUCAUUCCUGGCGAGUACUACAAGGGUGGCGUGUCCUUGUCACCUCAACCAAUCGAGGGUGAGGAAGAAGAGAUCAGGCGUAAUAAAGUUCGACGUUGGAUGGUGGCAUGCAAAGUGGCAGAAUACGACGUUGCUCUGCUCUACCUCAACCAGGAGGAAUGGCAUUUGGAUGCUGCAAUUGACGCGUAUCGAGAUGACGAGAGAUGGGAGAGGGAACAUCCGCUAGAGGGCUCCAAGAAGACACGACGAGGCGGCGGCAAGGCUGCACAAUCAGCUGGGAUGAGGCGAUUCGUCGGAUCCGGCGGUAGUGUAGAUAACGUUGGUCGCAAUAGAAGCAACAGCUGAGAGCUGCAAUACAAGCAUUUAGAACCUC